GUCCGUAGAGAGUACAGGAAAUUCUUCAGAGCCAAUGCUGGAAGAAAAAUUUAUGAAUUUACCCUUCAGAGACUUAUGCAAAAAUACUUCCUGGAAAUGAAGAAUAAGAUGCCUUCUUUAUCACCAAUAGAUAAAAACUGGCCAGCGAGACCUUACCUUUUCUUGGAUUCAACUCACAAGGAACUAAAGAGGAUUUUCCAUUUGUGGAGGUGUAAAAAGUACAGAGACCAGUUCACAGAUCAGCAGAAGCUUAUAUAUGAAGAAAAACUGGAAGCAAGCGAACUUUUCAAGGACAAGAAGGCUUUAUAUCCAGCCAGUGUUGGGCAGCCGUUCCAAGGGGCUUACUUGGAAAUCAGCAAGAACCCCAAGUACAAAAAACUUAAAGAUGCUGUGGAUGAAAAGAUUAUUAUUGCAGAAGUCGUGAAUAAGAUCAAUAGAGCUAAUGGGAAGGCUACCUCCAGGAUUUUCUUACUAACCAAAAAUAAUGUUCUUCUUGCGGAUCAAAAAUCCGGCAAUAUCAAGUCAGAAGUUCCACUGGGAGAUGUUACCAAAGUGUCCAUGAGCUCCCAAAAUGAUGGCUUCUUUGCAGUACACCUCAAGGAGGGUUCAGGAGCAGCUGGUAAAGGAGAUUUCCUGCUCAGCAGCGAUCACCUUAUUGAAAUGGCCACUAAACUUUACCGCACUACUCUCAGCCAAACCAAACAGAAGCUCAACAUUGAGAUAUCUGAUGAGUUUUUGGUCCAGUUCAGACAAGACAAAGUAUGUGUGAAGUUCAUACAAGGCAGCCAGAAAAAUGGCAACAUCCCAACUUGCAAGCGAAAAAACAAUCGUCUUCUUGAAGUGGCUGUCCCCUAACUGCAGCUGGUGACUCUCCCUUUCAUGGACUUGUUUCUUUGUAAUAGUGCAAUUAUAGUUGUUAGAUUUCGCUGAUUUUAUACCUUUCCGGAGCUGUUGGUGGCUAAUAGCUUUAGAAACCCUUGGCAAAACAUAUGAUGAAUCGACUUUUUAAUCUCUUUGUUCAUGACGAAGUUUUAACCCUCAAAAUACAGAUUUUUACACAGUGAGGCAUUUUUACCAGCUGGCACAUAUCUGUCAUACAUUAAUCAUUCUCUUUUUGUUUAGCAGUCAUAUUUUAGUUCAGCAUACCGUAAACCCACGUAUUAAUGAUAAAUUACUCAUAUUCCUUAGUCUAGCGGUCUGCUUAACAGGAACUAUAUGUGGCCUUGAUGCUUGAUGGCCACUUGUGCCCAGUGUCUUUUUAUACCAAACUGUUCUGGUCUUCUGACGGGCUCCUU
Leptosomus discolor (cuckoo roller) is the source of this 1295-nucleotide messenger RNA. Lineage: Eukaryota; Metazoa; Chordata; Aves; Leptosomiformes; Leptosomidae. The record is from RefSeq and is a predicted model, not a curated record.